Tupaia belangeri chinensis (Chinese tree shrew) is the source of this 545-nucleotide messenger RNA. RefSeq names its product WAP four-disulfide core domain 10A (gene WFDC10A). Gene Ontology annotation, molecular function: peptidase inhibitor activity. NCBI's taxonomy places the organism in Eukaryota, Metazoa, Chordata, Mammalia, Scandentia, Tupaiidae. Bases 126 to 368 code for a protein of 80 amino acids. The record is from RefSeq and is a predicted model, not a curated record. Gene Ontology annotation, cellular component: extracellular region. The transcript is spliced from 2 exons.
GGACUCUGGCCCUGCCCAGGCUUGGCCAGAGGAGGCAGCGAGCUGAGAACCUCUCUCUGUGGGCAGCUCUGCAGGAGAAGCUGUGCCAUUCCAGCCAGACUCAGGGCUCAGUGUUCUGGUCAGUCAUGCCACCCCAGUCACUGCUGUCCAUCCUGCUCCUCUGUGUGCUGCUGCUGCAGGCCCAGGGGGGGUACCGUAAGCACGAGACGACCCAGAAAUUGCGGCUGCCACCCCCAAAAAUCAGGCUCUGUGAGAAGCGGCCCAACUACUAUCUGUGCAUCCGCCCGUGUGAAUCCCACCGAGACUGUCAAGCAAAUAACAUCUGCUGUACAACCAUCUGCGGGAAUGUCUGCAUGAGCCUCCUGUGAGGGGGAGAGCAGGGGGCUCCCCGGGCCUCCGCACAGAGACUGUCCCCACGUCUGCAGCAUGAGGACUUCAAAGCACAGGCAGAGGAAUGCAGCCCUCCCCACUGUCUGAACUACCUGUCCCUGUCAAAUAAAGCAGAAAGAACACCCAGGGACCGCCACUCUCACUCCCACGGCCUG